GUGUAUGACUAUUUAACAAUAUUUUCAUCAAAAUGACUCAUUCUAUCAUUACACAUAUUACAGUUCAACAUCAUACAUACAUUUGAAUAAAUAAAAUAAGAUGCUUUGUCAGUGAUAUUUAUAUCCUCAGCAACACGUGACGCGGGGCAGGCAGAGCAACUUUUUUUUCCUGUAAAAUGAAAGUGAAAGUUUCCCUUCAACUGUGAACAACUCGCUGUGCUCGAGCACUAUAAGGAGACAUUUCUACUAAUGAAGAGUCAUGAGUCUUAUCUUGAAGAUACUUAGUUACCUGUUUCUAUCUGCAGGUGUGCAGUGUGUCCAUCAGGUAUCAUGGCUGCCCUGUGAGUUCACUGAUGAACAUGUGUUUGUGAAUAAUGACGGUCACACUGAGACUCAGCUCGUCCCUCGACAGGCUAUGCUGCAGUUUGGUCAAACAGGAGACGCUCCUGUUAAUCCACAUGCCAUCACUUUCCUGAUCACCGGAUCUAAGGUGGACCUGCGGCGGUACAUAGAGGGAGCAGAAGCAGAGCAGUUGGAGUGUGAGCUGCGUAGGUACAGCACAGAGGGCAUCCAUGUCCGCUGGCCUGUCAUGGGGGCGCGGGACUAUAACCGCUGGUUCAGCUGCACCCUCAGACACACCAAAGGCCUGUUCACAGUCACCAGCUUCCUCAGACACCCCUCUGACCAGCCCCCUCCAGGUCAGCAGGACUACCGCAAAUGGCCUCCCAUCGGGGACAAAGAGAUACUCACCACAACAGUCGCCAUGGUAAUUAAAUCGCAGACUCCAUCAGUGAGAGCAGGCCUGGGCUCACAACAGAAGCUCCACUGCCAGUUUGCUGUUGACCACAAAGGACCAGACAUCACUGUGGAGUGGGACUGGCAACAUCGUGGAGAGAAGAGCAGACUCUUCAGUCAUACCAGCCGCACAGGACAGAACCAGGGGAGUGGCGUUGGGCUGAGGGGCCUGGCAGGCGGGGAUGCUUCCUAUACCCUCCCAUUCACCAAGAUGAGCAGUGAAGGGACGUACAGCUGUUCAGUGUCAGUGAACCCACUGUUCUUCAAGCUGGAUAUAAAUCUGCAAAUCGAAGAACCUCCUCGUGUCUCCCUCAACAUGGGAUCCACUCUGUCACUGCUGGAGGGCGAGGACCAGAGGGUUUCCUGUGAUGCGGAAGGUUACUACCCUCUGGAUGUGAAGAUAGAUUGGUACGUGCAGGACCCGGCAGCGUUGGGCCAGAGGGUGGGAGCCCCUCUUCCCAAGCUGCUGGAGAACGUUCUUCUGUCCAGCCACAAACACAACAAGGACAAGACCUACUCGCUGACGGCUUUCUUCUACCUCCGGGCUUCACUCAGGGACUCAGGGAAACAGUUCACAUGCAGCGUCUCCCACCAGUCCCUGAGAGUUCCCAUCAAAAAGAGCUUCAUCCUGACUGUAGAGGAGCCAACCAGCUGGACGUUUUACCUCAUUGGCUUCAUAGUGGUCCUACUGGUGAUCAUCUUGUUUAUGCUGCUGGGUUAUCUGCACUCAGAAAGAAAACGGUCAGUGCAGAAGAAGCCAUACUGAGCAGCCUUGGACAGAUUGAGCAGACCAGCUUUGUUUCUGUUUUAUUUUAAGAUGAAUUGGUGUUUCCAUGAAACUGUGUUAUUUAAGUUGCAUUGAUUUGCUUUGAUUUUGCUCAUGCUAGGAACUUUUUGGAUUUUGGAAUAGGUGAUUGGUCUUAGCUAAACCAACAUUAUUGAACUGGUGUAAACAGUUUAUAGGUUGUUAUGACAAUGUGCCAUGCGUAUGCAUUUUCACAUAACUUUCUGAACAUUUUCACAUAACUUUAUAUCAUUUUCAUGUGAAAAUGUUCAGAAAGUUAUGUGAAAAUGCAUAUGCAUGGCACAUUGUCAUAACAAGGUACUCGUAAACACAGUGGAGCGAUGCCUACUAUUUUCUAUGUGUUAUGUGUGAAUGGUGCUGUACAUGCAGGUGGUGGUAAAAAAGAGGCAAAGCUCCAACAUGGAAGGACAGCAAACAUGGAUGUAAUCUACGCAUGAUUUGAAGUAAAAUCAGCAUUGCUGAUGUUUAUGAGGAAGUAAUAAUUGUACGUUUAACAUAUUUGUGAGACCUCAACAACACUUCGGGUGAGAAACACUGGAUCUAGCUGCAGCUUUUCUUUAUAAUAAAGCUCAACAGGGUAUCCUGAAUGAAAUACAGCUGCGUCUGGUUUUAAAACCUCGAUUUUUUUAAAGUCUUAAGGAUCAGAAUCAGAAAUACUUUAUUGAUCCCUGGAAGGAAAUUUGGUUUUGAUACAGUUACUCCAAACAAGAAUAGAAUGAAAUAGAAAGUAUAUUUAUAUAUAUAAUAGAAAAUAUAUACAGUACUGUGCAAAAGCCUUAGGCAAGUGUGGAAAAAUGCUGUAAAAUAAGAAUGCUUUCAAAAAUAGAAAUGUUAAUAGUUUAUUUUAACCAAUUAACAAAAUGGUAAGCAAAGUUAACAGAAGAAAAAUCUAAAUAAAAUCAAAUCAAAUUUGAUGUGAGCACCCUUUGUCUACAAACCAGCAUCAAUUCUUCCAGGCAUUUUUUUUUACACCUGCACAAGACUUUUACACAGUACUGUAUAAAAAAUCAUAUAAAUGAAUUAAUUAUGUCCAACAGACAAAGGGCAUUUGUUUACAUAUGCUUAAGCAGAAGCAUAUGUAAGUGACAAACUUUCUUCCUCCUAAAUCGACUCAGAGCAUUUGUUUUCUUUAACUUUGAUCAAUCACAGACUACACUGAUCUAAUGUUGUUUUCUCUUAAACCCACACUCAACUUUGCUUACACAAAUAAAAGCUUCUUGUAAAA
Messenger RNA from Centropristis striata (black sea bass), 2825 nucleotides. Its product is annotated as tapasin-related protein-like. NCBI's taxonomy places the organism in Eukaryota, Metazoa, Chordata, Actinopteri, Perciformes, Serranidae. The coding region runs from base 260 to 1561 and encodes 433 amino acids. The record is from RefSeq and is a predicted model, not a curated record. The transcript is spliced from 8 exons.